AUGCCGGUGCCUGAAGUACCCAAUGGGAAGGAAGAUGCCCUCCGCAAUCUUGUAUUUAUCAUGAAUCGUCCGGCUGCCAGAUUCCAACCUCAAAAUGCUGAUGAUGUGUUUGCUUUUCUCCACCCAAUCCCCCUCAACAGACGUGGAUCUAUCGCGAGCGAAACAAACACUCUGGAAUCCUCCUCGUCUUUAGCGUGGCUGGACACGCAUACGCCUGUACAAUUCAAUCAGAAUCGCGCACCUCCAGGGGCGGUCUCACUUCAUAUGACUCGAGACGAAUCCGCCAUCCCAGAACACCAGAACGCACCUCAUGCAGCAUCGCAAAGUUUCCAAGGGAUAAGCAACGAACUGCCAUGCAAUGAGCAAUGCCUAGUCUUGGUCCCCUCAACAUUGAAUAUUGUUGCCCACUAUUCUGACGCACAAACUUUUAGGACAAAGACUCUCCACGAUAAUUUAAUACCACCUAACUGCUACAUCGCCAAGGGCGUGUAG
Molecule: messenger RNA, 492 nt
Organism: Eimeria maxima
Lineage: Eukaryota; Apicomplexa; Conoidasida; Eucoccidiorida; Eimeriidae
Exons: 3
Coding region: 1-492 (163 amino acids)
Source: RefSeq, a predicted model, not a curated record